CCGAAAAAAGAUAUUAGGGGUGCAUGGAACCGAUACGUCUAGUCUGAGUAACCCUAACCGCCUUGGGUGUAUGUAAAAUCAAACUGAAAUCGGAGUAUUUGAGGCUGUAUAGGUUUGUCGUUUAGCACAACUUCCCUUGCCGUUUAAAGGUUCAAUCAACACAUUGCAGAGGCCGCCUACCCCAGUACUCACAUAUAACAAGUCUAUAGUUCACAAACAAUACACUUCGGUGCACUGCAUAUAUAAAUGUAGGUCGAUGUUAAAGAGAGAAUUCAAAAUAGGCAAACCUCUCUUGUUUUAGAAUUUCAUUUUCCAGACUAAGUAGAUAGAUGCAGAGGGAACUCAUUAAGCAAUUGGAAGAAUGCAUUUUGGACUGUUUAAAACAGAAUGCCAAACGGAAGUCAAAUGUCCAAACCUGAAAAAAUGGGUUUCGUUUAAAUCUUUUCGAAAAUCUGGUAAUCGUUUACUCAACUCUUUUCAUUUAAACGUUUAAAGGUGUAAAUGUCGUACCUUCGGUAGAUAGUAUUUGCUGGAAUGGGGAGGCUUUAAGUGUAUUUGGUUUCCAGUCCAUACUCGAUCUCGCAGGUUUUUUCCGGGUACUCCGGUUUCCUCCUGCUUCUAAGACUGGACCUUGUUCCGAACUCUAUAAUUUGAUGCUGAUUAAUAAAGGUUAUGAAUAAACGUAUAGUUAUUGUUGCAAAUAGCCCGAGUAGCUGAAAGCGCUGUAACAAAACAACACCACCCCACUCUCAUUCCAGCAUGACCGGAUGGCUGCAAGAUUGACAUCUACAUGGACGUACAUUCUUAGUGAUCCUUUAGCAUCUUUUCUUCGCCACAGUAUUUGUUGCUUUGUCACUGUGGCGAACCGGAUUUGGCUGUAGUGUACAGCUAAAAGGUCUAUCUUCAACGAGUUACCACUUUUUUCUCGCCUCCGGAGUGCCCAUCCUAACAAUCCAGCAGCCACACUCCAUUUGACUCGGCAAACAUUGCCUCUUGACUCACCGGCUCCGACGUCAUGGAGUCAGACGAUUCGUUCGACGACCAUUUAGCUUACACGUCCCUGGUGUUGGAAAACAAAACCCUGGACGAACUAUUGGCCAGUCUGAAUUUCACUUCCCUGGGCGAGUUCAUCGACUUUUACGGGGUGGAGCUAGAACCCAUCGCCUACGAUUUGUCCGCCGAAGCCGACGCUGGUCUCAUCACGUCCUACACCGUGAUUUUCCUGUUGGCGCUGGUAGGCAACAUCCUUGUGGUCUUUGCGGUGGUGCACAAGCGCAGCAUGCGCACCGUCAUCAACGCGUUCAUCGUGUCCCUGGCGACCUCUGACCUGCUGAUCACACUCUUCUGUAUUCCGUUCACGCUCUUGGAAAUCAUCACAGUGGACUGGGUGCUGGGCACCUACAUGUGUAAGCUCCUCAACUACAUCACCAUGGUGGCAGUUGUGUCCAGCGUAUUGACCCUGACCACCAUUGCAGUCGAGCGCCACCACGCGAUUUGCUACCCCCUACGAGCCCGCAUCAUUCAGACGCCCAGGCGAGCAGCCAUCUUAAUCGCUGGGCUCUGGGUGUCCUCCAUGCUGCUCGUCUCCCCGUUGCUGUUCGUCCAUAAGGUGAUUCUGAAGGAAGACCCCCUCAUUGCCACCACUUACAAGUUUUGCAGGGAAGCGUGGCCCCACCCCGAGCAGAAGAAGGCCUUCACCCUGCUCCUGGUCUUGUUCGUGUACGUCAUCCCCGUCCUGACCAUGACUGUCCUGUAUCUCCGGGUGGUACAUCGGCUGUGGAUUCGCAAGGCCAUCUCGCCUCUGGAGGCACAGGGGAGCCAGGCCAACGCUUCGUCCCUGCGCAACAAGAGGCGCGCCACCAAGAUGCUGAUCGUGGUGGUCAUCCUCUUCGCCGUCUGCUGGCUGCCCUUCCACGUUGUCAGCAUCAUCCGGGACUUCUCCCACAUGCGGGACAGCGAGCGCAACCGGCUCAUGCUGGCCAUCGUCCAGCUCAUCGGCUUCAGCAACAGUUUCAACAACCCCAUCGUGUACGCCUUCCUCAACGAGAACUUCAAGCGCACCUUCCGGAAGACGCUCUGCGUCCGGCCCCAGACAAAUACGGCCAAGAAGAAAGCAAAGAAGUCGACCACUCACCUCGUCAGCCCGUAUGCCGUCCAAACAACGUUGUAACUCGUUGCGAACUGUUCGCAGAGCAUCAUCAUGUAUAGUUUCAGUAGGCCUACGGAUUUAUUUUCUUAAAGGAUAUAUUGAUUACAGAGGAAUAAAUGUUUUGGUAAUGCUGUGAAAGAAAGGCAAAGAACAUUCGAGUGCCUUCGCAUUUCCGCAUUCAAAGUUACUGGAAAACCGAAAGCGUUGUUGAGAUUUAUCAGGUUGGAAGCACCCGUGUUUAUGUGUUGUUUAUCGGUGUCUUUAUUCAGUAUAAUUCAUGUAUUUUGGUCAUGUCAGUUUGGCUGCUUUGAGCAGAAUCACCCCCUCGUCAGAUGAAAAUAGCCAAAUUGGUCGAGAGGUUCAUUUUGUUGGUAGCAACGCGAACGUAUAUGGCGUGCAUUUCCCAGUCGUUUGUGAACCAGCGAAGCCCCCGUUGUGAACCAGUAGCCCCCGUUGCUAAGACAAUUGCACCCUCUCUUGGUCCAGCUCGGGGCUUAUAACACCCAAGUAAAAUUUUAAAAAGAGAACUUGAAUUAAUUACGUCUAGCUCAAACGUCGAACCCCGCAUUAGUCGUUGAUAUAACACGCCAAGUGACCGUCGUUAGAAUGUAUGUUUUACCGACAAAACGGUUGGUUUUAAAGUACAUUCCUCAAUGUAACUGAGGAAUUAUUAUUUCAGUAGUUUAAUCCUUAUAUCAUGUGUAUCUUAGCCACGUGUGUGUAAGUGUUGCUGACGUUUGGACAGUGCAAGUCCUUAGAUAUGCAUGUGUGUAAAAUUUGUCUGAAAAAAGGGAAAAGUAAGAUAUUUUCAGGGCUCAUUAUAUCAUAUUCUAUAAGAAAAUGUCAAAGAAAGAAAAUUAUGGCGUUUUGUUUCGAAUAAAUUCUGCUGGCAUUAGCCUACAAACAUUUUUUUUUAAAUGUCAAGGACUUUGUGGAGAGUUUGCGAUCGGAACUGUUUAUGGAGAGAGUUGCGACGUGAGUGUCUCAGUUGUCGGAAAUAAAAUGGGUAGAUUAUGCGUCA
Acanthaster planci (crown-of-thorns starfish) is the source of this 3170-nucleotide messenger RNA. Its product is annotated as QRFP-like peptide receptor. The record is from RefSeq and is a predicted model, not a curated record. Lineage: Eukaryota; Metazoa; Echinodermata; Asteroidea; Valvatida; Acanthasteridae. Gene Ontology annotation, cellular component: plasma membrane. Gene Ontology annotation, biological process: G protein-coupled receptor signaling pathway. Gene Ontology annotation, molecular function: neuropeptide Y receptor activity.